Molecule: messenger RNA, 768 nt
Organism: Talaromyces atroroseus
Lineage: Eukaryota; Fungi; Ascomycota; Eurotiomycetes; Eurotiales; Trichocomaceae
Exons: 2
Coding region: 1-768 (255 amino acids)
Source: RefSeq, a predicted model, not a curated record
AUGGCUCCUAUCUUCGUGCUCGUGCCCGGUGCAUCUCAAUCUCCUGCAGCAUAUGGCUACCUUCUACAUAUCCUGCAAACCAAAGGCUACGGUGCCUUCACCGCACUACUCCCCAGCGUCGGCGCCACGGGGCCCGUCACCGUACAAGACGACACAGAUUAUGUGCGUAACCGACUGCUUCUACCCAUCCUCGAUGUUGAGAAGCACGACGUAAUCCUCAUCAGCCACUCGUACAGCGGCAUUCCGGCCAGUGCUGCAGCUCGCGGCUUGGGGAAAACCGAUCGCGUGGCAGAGGGGAAAACGACCUCGGUGCUGGGCCAGAUCUUUAUUGCAGCUGUGGUCACGCCAGGCGGCGAUGGGAAGGAUCUCGUUGCGAAUUUUGGCGGGCAUUUACCGCCUCAUAUCCGGCCUGAUGAAGAGGCGAAUCUGCUGAAAUGCGACGAUCCACGACCACCGCUCUUCAAUGAUCUGCCCUCGGAACUCGCAGAUGCGUCGGCAAUGUCGUCCAUGAGCCAGGGCAUGACUUCAUUCACUAGUCCCUGUCCAGCAGCUAGUUGGAACACGGAGGCUUUCAAGGGCCGUAUUGCGUAUAUCAAGACUGUCAAUGAUGCUGCUGUGCCCUACCAGGCGCAGAGCAUGAUGCUGCAGGCUAGUGGGCAGGAGUGGAUUACCAGGGACAUUGAGACGGGCCACAGCGCUCAGCUCGCGGCGCCGGAGAAGUUGGCUGAGAUGCUUUUGGAGAUUGCGAAGCAGUUUGAAGCUUUGUAA